This is a messenger RNA of Drosophila nasuta, 1377 nucleotides long. RefSeq names its product carbonic anhydrase 1 (gene CAH1). The record is from RefSeq and is a predicted model, not a curated record. The transcript has 3 exons. Gene Ontology annotation, molecular function: zinc ion binding; carbonate dehydratase activity. Bases 210 to 1022 code for a protein of 270 amino acids. NCBI's taxonomy places the organism in Eukaryota, Metazoa, Arthropoda, Insecta, Diptera, Drosophilidae. Gene Ontology annotation, cellular component: cytoplasm.
UCGAGCAGUCUACGGCCAGCGGACUAACUAAGCAGACGCGCUCCCAUUCCCAUUUUCCCCAUAAACGUGAAAGGUAACCAACCAAGUUUCCCGGGUUCUGUAUAAAACGAGCCGUAACGUUCUACACGAAACUCAAACGCGUGCCAGAAACCGCGAGUGCAACAGCAAAACUCUUACGUUAAAUAGACAACCAAAGAUCAAUUCUUAAGAUGAGCCACCACUGGGGUUACACCGAAGAGAAUGGACCCGCACACUGGGCCAAAGACUAUCCACAGGCAUCCGGUCAUCGUCAAUCGCCGGUGGAUAUAACACCCUCCACCGCCACCAAGGGCAGCGACCUCAAGGUGGCUCCCCUCAAGUGGAAGUAUGUGCCAGAAGACACCAAGAGUCUGGUCAAUCCCGGCUAUUGCUGGCGCGUGGAUGUGAAUGGUGCCAAUUCUGAAUUGACUGGUGGACCAUUGGGCGAUCAAAUCUUUAAGCUGGAACAGUUCCAUUGCCACUGGGGCUGCCAGGACUCCAAGGGGUCGGAGCACACAGUCGAUGGAGUCUCCUAUGCCGGCGAACUGCAUCUGGUUCACUGGAAUACCACCAAGUAUAAGUCUUUCGGCGAAGCAGCCGCCGCUCCCGAUGGUCUGGCUGUAUUGGGCGUGUUCCUGCAGCCGGGUGAUCAUCAUGCUGAGCUGGACACUGUGACCAGCCUGCUGCAGUUUGUGCUGCACAAGGGUGAUCGGGUCACCCUGCCCCAGGGCUGUGAUCCUGGCAAGCUGCUGCCCGAUGUCCACACCUACUGGACUUAUGAGGGCUCCUUGACGACGCCCCCAUGCUCUGAGUGCGUCAUCUGGAUUGUGUUCAAGACACCCAUUCAGGUGUCGGACGAUCAAUUGAAUGCCAUGCGCAAUCUCAAUGCCUACGACGUCAAGGAGGAGUGUCCUUGCAACGAGUUCAACGGCAAGGUGAUCAACAAUUUCCGCCCUCCUCUGCCGCUAGGCAAACGCGAGCUUCGUGAAAUUGGUGGACACUGAGGAUGGAGCAAUGGAUUUCUUGGAUAGAACGGAUGGUCAAAAGUGAUUGGAUUCAAGUCGUAUGCUUAGUAUAUCACAGCGUGCACCUUAUAUAGAUGGAUGGGAGGCACUCGAUGCCGAUGAUCCAAAUUGUUAGUCUCGUUUUAGUUCUUAUUACUUUAUAACAAACACUUGUACCUCUUUAUUAAGUAUCUGCUUGUAUAAUUGUAUGUGUAACAUGUAUCUUGUAUCUGUACGUUUGUUUGUUAAACAUUUGCUAAAUAAUGACAAUUAGAUUAAUGUGUAUUACACUUUACGGUAUUACAAAAUAAAUAUAUUACGUUUAGAUGUUGCAAUGAAAAACAGUCAAAAGAAA